Molecule: messenger RNA, 1627 nt
Organism: Vanrija pseudolonga
Lineage: Eukaryota; Fungi; Basidiomycota; Tremellomycetes; Trichosporonales; Trichosporonaceae
Gene: SLC35F6
Product: Solute carrier family 35 member F6
Exons: 4
Coding region: 183-1511 (442 amino acids)
Cellular component (GO): membrane; intracellular membrane-bounded organelle
Source: RefSeq, a predicted model, not a curated record
GCCACAGUGGCCGCCUCAUCGCCGAGGUGCCCGAGUCCCGACGGUGACGCCACCCGCGACGCGCGCCACCAUACGGGCAGGCAGGUAUCACGCGGGACACAACACCGCCGUCACCGUUGCUGCAACAACUCGGCAUCACUCUCUCCACAUCACACACUCACCCACAAGCACACACACACACAAUGUCCGGCUCUAUGGGGGUGUCGACCCUCAUCGCGGGCAUGUUCCUCACGGGGUGUGCCAACAGUCUUUUGGGCAAGUACCAGGUCAAGCUCUGCGUCGAGGACUGCAACACGGCCAACCCGGUGUAUUUCGAGCAGCCGGUAUACCAGACGCUCAACAUGUUCAUCGGCGAGUUCUUCUGCGUCCUCCCCUUACUCUGGGCAUGGCUCUCCAGCCCGGCAAAGGGCGGGCGCCAGAGCUACCUCUCGCGCCUGCUCGCGCGCACGCCGACGCCGGAGGGCUACGAGCCCGUACCUGCCGAGCCGGCGCCCGCGGCGGCGGAGGACGAGGAAGAAGAGGGCGACUCGGACUCGGAGACUGAGCUGCGCGUCGGGCGGCCGCUGCGCGGGUGGGCCGUGUUCUGGAUGUGGUUCCCGGCAUUCUUUGACAUCUGCGGCACGACCCUCAUGAACGUCGGCCUCAUCCUCUGCCCCGUGUCCAUCUACCAGAUGUCGCGCGGCGCGCUUGUCCUCUGGGUCGGCGUGCUGAGCGUCAUCUUCCUCCGCCACCACCUGUAUCUGUACCAGUGGGCCGCGCUACUUAUCGUCACUUUGGGCGUCGCGCUCGUCGGCCUGGCGGGCACGCUCAUCUCCGAGGCGCUCAAGCAGGGCGUCGCGCUGCCCGAUAUCCCGUCCGACCUGGUCCUACGCAUCGCGACCGUGCACAUGCGCUCUGACGACGACCCGGCCAAGGUCGCCCUCGGCGUCGGGCUGAUCCUCUUCGCGCAGAUCUUCACUGCGUCGCAGUACGUCGUUGAGGAGAAGAUCAUGGCACACUACUCUAUCGAGCCGCUCGCCGCCGUCGCCCUCGAGGGCACGUUUGGCGGCGUGACCACCGCCGCCGCCAUGCCCUUCCUCCACCUCGCGUUCCACAAGAAGUCGUCGUACUUUGACAUGCCGCGCGGCUGGCACCAGAUCAUCAACAACCCGCCGGUCAUGUGGGCGUCGCUCGCGAUUGCGACCAGCAUUGGCGCGUUCAACUUCUUCGGCCUGAGCGUCACGUCGCGGGUGAGCGCGACGACGCGCUCGACAAUCGACACGUGCCGUACCCUCGGUAUCUGGAUCGUGUCGCUCGCUAUCGGAUGGGAGGUGCUUCUGUUCCCGUACAGCCUUAUCCAGCUCGCUGGUUUCGGUCUGCUCGUGUACGGCACGUUUGUGUUCAACGGCCUCGUCAAGCCCGUCAUCUUCCCUCCCCCGCCCGACGUCCACCUGCCCCACGAGCCCGAGCUGCACCACUCGGCCGAGCUGCCUGCGUCGAUCGAGCACGGGUCUCCGGGCUACGACGCGUAGGUGGGGUGUCGGGCGGGGAAGCAAAGAAGGCAGGCAAGCGUGUCUUUUGGCCGCGGCGUGGCGGCCGACGUGAAGUACAAUUCCUAGCAUUGAUACAAUGAAUUGGUAGAGCGGCA